CAGCAUUCACCCUUUCCUCCAUUGCCCACUGCGUCUCCGUCCUUCGCCCUGCGACAAUCAUCCAGACCUCGACGGCACCCGUGUCAGCCUUAUGCAGAGCUCGAAGGACGCCCGGCAAUCGGCGCGUGCAUGGAUCGGUCCGCAGUCGCGUGCAAUCAACCCGUAACAAAUUUCCAGCCCGGAUCCCUACGACACAACGCCUAUAUCGCCUAUAGCACGUCUCAACCUCUCAAGACCGCCGCGGCGGGGUCUUUCUGAGCACCACACCGCACGCCCGCAGAGUGCUAUGCAGCCCUUGCGGCAUCAUCUCCAUAUCGAAUCCUCGAGACGCCGGCCGCCGUUGUCGACCUCCCCGAGAGUCACGCUGCGUCAUAGCCUGCUCUGGGCAGCACCGAAUUGGGCCCACGAUGGUCUCCCAUCCGCCCGACAGGCCGAGGAGUGGCAAGCAGGCGGGCCAGGCGGGAUAUGGGAGUGGGAGUGGAACACCCGCACAAUCGAGGGCAGCAAAGCCGGUUUCGGCUCCGCCGAGUAGAGAUGGGCACGCUCAAAGGGCAGCACAGGAGGUGGCAGGCUUGAAAGAUUACCAAUUGGGCGAUUGCUUAGGCAAAGGGGCCUUCGGAUCUGUAUAUCGAGCGCUAAACUGGGGAACGGGUGAGACGGUGGCAGUCAAGCAGGUCCGGAUGGAAAAUCUGCCAAAGAGCGAGCUGAAGACUAUUAUGAUCGAAAUCGAUCUCUUGAAAAACCUCAACCACCCGAAUAUUGUCAAAUAUCAUGGUUUCGUCAAGGCUACGGAUGCUCUCUAUAUUAUCCUGGAAUACUGCGAAAACGGCUCCCUACACUCAAUCUGCAAGAAUUUCGGAAAGUUUCCGGAGAACUUGGUAGCCCUAUACAUGUCCCAGGUUUUGCACGGACUCCUCUACCUCCACGAGCAGGGUGUCAUCCACAGGGAUAUCAAGGGUGCCAACAUUCUGACUACCAAGGAAGGUCUGGUAAAGCUGGCAGACUUUGGCGUUGCCACAAAAGCAUCUGGACUAGACGAAUCGAGCGUUGUGGGAACCCCGUACUGGAUGGCACCAGAAGUCAUAGAGCUUUCAGGCGCGACAACAUCGUCCGAUAUUUGGAGUUUAGGAUGCACAGUCAUCGAAUUAAUCGAAGGCAAACCGCCGUAUCAUAAGCUCCAACCAAUGCAGGCCCUAUUUCGAAUAGUCAACGACGAGCAUCCCCCUAUCCCAGGCAGUGCCUCUCCGGCUGUACGAGACUUCCUUAUGCAAUGCUUUCAGAAGAAUCCAAACCUCCGGAUAUCUGCCAAACGAUUACUGAAGCAUCCCUGGAUUUUGAGCGCGAAGAGAACUGUAGCUGCGGUUCCCGCUAAACCAACCGAGUACGACGAAGCUGUGAAGAGUGUUCAGGAGUGGAACGAAGCCUUGAGGUCGCCGAACAACGGCUCGAUUCGCCGGGCAUCUCGGCCACUCUCCUCAAGUCUUGGUACCACCAAGAAAAGCCCACCGCCUCAAUUGAAGACGCCCGCUGUGGCCAAGGGCGGAUUAAAUGUUGCAAAGUCACGACCUAAUGCGGACUUCUACCGUUCACCAGAUGUUGAUACGAACGACAACUGGGAUGACGACUUUGUCUCCUCCAUCAGCCCCAGUGCCCUUCACCUGCCUCAUCUCCGCCCUCACGACAACUUUGCUGGCUUACUUUCUUCGGAACGCCUCAAAUCCUUCGCAACCUUUGAGUCAGUGACCGAGGAGCCUAUGAGUUUUGGUGACAACAAUGCCACCGUCAACGGGCCGCUUCAAUUCACGGCGGACGACCACUUUGAUGACAUGGAGACGGUCCGAGCGCCGACCCCCGUGAAGAAGAAGCGUUCUAGUUCCAAGCCACAACCUCCUACUUCUAGGUCCUCGUCCCAGCAACUCGACACGGAGCCCAAGACAGCCAUUCUUCGUGGUAUCCCCAAAGCAAACCAACUAGCGAAAGGGAAGGUAGCAACUCUAGCAAGGCCUUCAGCUCUCUUCAGAGAGAACUCUGUCGAGGACUACUCGGACCUCAUUGCAGCCGACGAGUCUGCUUUUGAAAGGAAGUUGCAAGCCAUGCAGGCCAACCCUGCAGAAUCCUUCUCUCCUCGCCUAUUCCAUCCCUCUGAUCUUAAGACAGCUCCACGUUCAACGCUUAAUGCGAAGAAGGGCGGGAGUAUGCGGCAACGCUCAUCUUCCUAUACAUCGGAGCGCAAAGGCAUGCAGCGAUCGCAGUCUGAGAUCGAAAUUCAAAAGUACGCCGAAGAUGACAAGGAAGACUUCUCGGACAUCUUCGGUCACGAUGGAGCUAGUCUACCGAAAGCGGAUAGUGACAGUGGGUCCGAUCAGAACAGCUUGGCUAUGAUUACCUCCAAGAUGUCUUCGUCAUUUAUCAUUACAGAUGAAGACGAGUCCGAUCCUUUUGCCAACCUAGAGGAAGGCCUUGAAAAUGUCAACCUUGAAAGCAAUGUCGCCCGUGAUAGGGAUGAUCGAUUAGCCAAGCUUACAGAAAGCCUGGUCGGCGCUCUCAAGACCACACAACCAUAUGAUGUUCUUCUAGACAUCGCUGAUCAACUUAUACAAGUACUCUUCGAGUCUCCGGAAAAGAGGGCAAUCGUUCUACGGUCACAUGGCAUGCUGCCUCUUCUCGAGAUACUCGGUACGGACCAACCAAGAGAUGUCGUUUUGCGGCUUUUACGCAUCGUCAACAUGAUCAUUCUAGACGAUGCUGAGGCCCAGGAGAGUUUGUCUUUCCUGGGAGGAAUCCCUAUCAUCUCCAACUUCGCCUACAAGAAGUACCCGAGCGAGAUCCGCAAAGAGGCUGCCGCCUUCGUUCGGCAAAUGUAUCAGACAUCUACCCUGACAUUACAGAUGUUCAUUGGUUGUGGUGGCAUCAAUGUCCUAGUCGAGUUUCUCGAAGAGGAUAUUGAUACUGACCGUGACCUUGUCUUGAUUGGCGUUAAUGGCGUGUGGAGCGUGUUUGAGCUUCAGGGACCAACACCCAAAAAUGAUUUCUGUCGCAUAUUUUCGAGAAGUUCAGUACUAUACCCCCUUUCGCUUGUACUCAAUCGCGUUCUGGACGAACGAGAUGAGCUGUCGGAGCUUAUCGAAGGUCGCAUUGUCAACAUUUUCCUCAUCUUUUCGCAAGCCGAAAGCCACGUCAAGGACCUCGUGGCUGAUCGAAUGAUAUUGAAACGUGUUCUGAAGGAUCUUCGCAAGAUGUCUCCAAACCACCAGGUCACAAUGCUCAAGUUCAUCAAAAAUCUCUCUAUGCUGUCAUCCACCCACGAAGCAUUGCAGAAUUCCAACGCCAUCGACGUCCUUACUGAUCUGCUUCGGUCCUCAAAGAAGCUUCCUUUGUUUCGUGAGAUCUCAAAUCAAAUCCUCAACACAAUGUACAACUUAUGUCGCCACAACCGCUCACGCCAAGAAGAAGCAGCGCUGAACGAUGUUAUUCCAAUUCUCAAGGAUAUUGUUCAAACAGAAUGGCCACUAAAGGAGUUCGCCCUACCAAUAUUGUGCGAGCUUGCACAUUCUGGCAAGGUGGCCAGAAAGAAGCUUUGGGAGAAUCGUGGCUUGCAGUUCUACAUCAGCAUGCUUGCUGACCGGAACUGGCAAGUCACGGCUCUCGACGCCAUCUUCAUUUGGCUUCAAGAAGAAACAGCCAGGGUGGAGGCAUAUCUUUUAACGUCAAACUUCUCGAGGGCUAUUAUCGACGCUUACACGUCCCCCGACACUUCACAAAACUCCUUUGAGUCCAUGCUAGAACCACUGCAGAAACUCACCCGUCUCUCUCCUCACAUCGCCGCCUCCCUCGCUGUGCCCGAGAUCUUCACCCGCACAGUCCAAAAGCUAGGCCACAAAGACGCCGUCGCGCGUCUCAACCUUCUCCGAAUCCUCCGCACUAUCUGCGAUGCCACAGACGAAGCAUGCGGUCUUAUCAAACGCUUCGGCGUCUACAACACUGUGUGUCACCUCGCCGAGAAAGACCCCGCCAUCCUCGUCCGUCAAAUGGCGGAAGAGCUCGUUCGCGCCUGCGACAACAAUGAGAACCUCGGCCGCGUUUCUUCUUCCCGCCGAAGCGGCCUUUCACGUCCACCAUCCGGAGGCCGCUCCACCAACGGUUCUACUAACGGUGUAUCCAUGACGCCGCCGACUCCAUCGCUCAUUCACAGCGCCAGCAUGCCACCGGCACCCAGCACACGCGACCGACACGCGCGAGCGCAGGGCGCGGUAGGUCUCGAAGGCGGGCUGAACAGCCUCUCGCUCUUAGACAGUACGACUACGCCUGCCGCGCUCACCCGCGCUUCGACGUCCAUCACGGCGCGCACACCAGGCUAUAGACCUGCGAGCCGAGACAGCACGAGCAGCACCUCUAGCAUCCUCACUGCUAAUGGAAAUGGCGCUACUCAAGGCGGCAGUAGCGGUAGCAGUGGGAGUAGCACGAAGAGCCGGCUGCCGCGGACGAAGUUUGGGCGAAUGAGUCUGGCGGGUGGAGCAGCGAGCGGCGCAUCGAGUAUAGGGACGGCGGGUGGCAGACGGGACAGAGACAGAGAUCGAGUGGAUGAGAGAGGGCCGGAGGGCUUGCCGGAAAACUCGACGCCGACACAGCCCAGCGUCCCCAGCAAGCUGACGGUUGUCAGGAGGCGGAGGCAGACGAGUGGGGGCGAGGGGUUUGGGAGGGGUGCUGGUGGGAGGAGUUUGUCGUAGCUUUGGGAUGAGAUAGGACGGGAUGGGAGACGGUGCUGCUGAGCUACCACCCUGCCUUUCUAACGAUGGUGUCAUUGGCGUUAUUUGGGGUUUUUAUUCAGUAGUAGCUGGUAAUCAGCUGUCUGCUGUCUUUCGUUUUGCCUACGAGGUUUAGCUUUGAGCAUCGUUUCGAUCGAGACAAGGGUUUCUUGCGCGGGGGAUUAUGGGGCCACGAGCAUAUUUAGAGGUGGGGCUGGGCGGGUGGCAUUUGCAUAGCUUUGGCGUUUUUGGGAUGAGGCCUUGGGUCAUGGUAGUUGAUACAAUGCAU
Mytilinidion resinicola is the source of this 5034-nucleotide messenger RNA. RefSeq lists its product as uncharacterized. Gene Ontology annotation, molecular function: protein serine/threonine kinase activity; ATP binding. Gene Ontology annotation, biological process: protein phosphorylation. Gene Ontology annotation, cellular component: cytoplasm. NCBI's taxonomy places the organism in Eukaryota, Fungi, Ascomycota, Dothideomycetes, Mytilinidiales, Mytilinidiaceae. The transcript is spliced from 12 exons. The coding region runs from base 408 to 4727 and encodes 1439 amino acids. The record is from RefSeq and is a predicted model, not a curated record.